UCUAUUUAUAAGUAGUAGAACCAGAUCUAGAUUGAAAGAAGAAGAAGAGAGUAGUGAGUAGUGAGUAGUGAGUGAGAGUUUGAAGAUGGUUUUGUUAGACAAGAUUUGGGAUGAUGUUAUGGCAGGACCUCACCCUGAACGAGGCCUCGAGAAGCUCAGGAAGAUCCCUACUCCUCUUAACAUCAAAGAUGAAGGAGAGGGGAGUACGAUUCAGAGGUCGUUGUCGAUGCCGGCGAGUCCGGUGACGCCGAUGACGCCGACAACACCGUCACCAACGGCGGCGCGUAAAGAUAACGUGUGGAGAAGUGUGUUUCACCCAGGUAGCAACAUUGCGACGAAGCGUAUUGGUGCUGAGAUGUUCGACAAGCCACACCCAAACUCUCCCACUGUUUAUGACUGGACCCUCCAUUGGACACUCUUGGCUUUAGAUCGAUAGCACUCACCAGAUGAGGCUCUACAGUGCGGAGACUAGAAGCAAGCAUCGCUGAGAGGAGAGAGAGAGGGGGAGAGAGCGUUACCGACUGGUGCAUGUAAAUAGUGUCCUUUCCUUUUCAAUGCCCGCCACGUGUCGUGGUGGUUGCGAAUGGUGUUUUGUGAUUACGUGUCCUGACUAUGUUUGUGAGUGGGAGUUAUGCUAAGGUGUUUUUGAUUGGAACGGUUUGAUGGUGUGAGCGAGUCCUUUUCAGUGUAUGAUCUGCCGUGGACGGUUGUGAUGAGCUGCUUUCAUUAUUACAUAAAUAAAUUCAAUGUGUUUGUCCUUUUC
Messenger RNA from Camellia sinensis, 763 nucleotides. RefSeq names its product auxin-repressed 12.5 kDa protein. NCBI's taxonomy places the organism in Eukaryota, Viridiplantae, Streptophyta, Magnoliopsida, Ericales, Theaceae. The record is from RefSeq and is a predicted model, not a curated record.